Messenger RNA from Coffea eugenioides, 1218 nucleotides. RefSeq lists its product as uncharacterized. The transcript has 3 exons. The record is from RefSeq and is a predicted model, not a curated record. Bases 1 to 1218 code for a protein of 405 amino acids. NCBI's taxonomy places the organism in Eukaryota, Viridiplantae, Streptophyta, Magnoliopsida, Gentianales, Rubiaceae. Gene Ontology annotation, molecular function: nucleic acid binding; zinc ion binding.
AUGGAAGGAAUAAGAAGUGGUCGUGGCCGUGGGCGAGAGACUAGACCGGCCCAACCUCAUGGGGAUGACCAGGGAUCGGCAACUAGACCGACCCAGAGACUGGAGAAUAUAGAGAGAAAUCAAGUGGCUACUAUCAUUAAUAGGAUGACUGAUAUCCUAGAACGCUUAGCUGAUAGACAAGGUCCUGGACCACUUAACCAGCCCGGGGGCCAGGAUAGACGAGAAGAUAAGGCUUUGGAGAGGUUCUUGAAGUUUAACCCACCUAAGUUCACUGGAGAGCCCGACCCCGAGGCAGCUGAGAACUGGGAGUGGUACGUGCCUGGUGGGUUGAUAAGGGGGAAGUGGGAAAGAGCGCAGACCCCUUGGACUUGGGAAAACUUCACGAGGGAAUUUAAUGAGAAAUUUCUCCCACCAUUGAUUCAAGAGAAAAGGGAAGAUGAAUUUAUAAAGUUGAGGCAAGGAACUUCUAGUAUAGCCGAGUAUGAAGGGAAAUUUACUAAGCUUUCUAAGUAUGCUCCAGAAUUGGUGACUACUGAACGAAGGAGGAUAAGGCACUUUGUACAAGGACUUAAUGUGGAGAUUCAGGAGGGUUUAGCAGCAGCCCAAAUCUCUACGUUCACUGAAGUCUUAGAAAAAGCACAGAGAGUCGAGAGUGUCAGGCUGCAAGUUAGAGACUUUCACGCUAAGAAAAGAGGCACUUCUAGUAACCCUUCUGGACAGGCAGAUAAGAGUGCCCCACCUUUUAAAAAGGGAAAAGGAACGGGUGGAGUGGAGAUAUCUGUCAUACCAAAAGGGACUCAAUCAAGAGGGGAUCGCAAUGGACGAGGUCAAUCUAGAGGGACACCUCCAAGUGGUCAAUCUGUGGCUCCCCAAGUUGUUUGUGGUUAUUGUGGCAAGCUCAACCAUACAGAGAGUGAUUGUUUUAGGAAACAAGGGAGGUGCUUGUAUUAUGGUAGUACUGAGCACCAGAUAUCGAAAUGCCCAACUGUGCCAAAAGAAGGAGGUAGUAUCCAAAGGCCUGAAAAGUCAGCCGCUAAGCAGUCUAGUGCUGGAGGAAGACGAUCUAAAGCACCAACUAGGGUUUAUGCAUUAGGCUAUCAACAGGUUUCCAUUUCUGGUACGGUCGUUGAAGAUAAACAAAAACCUCAAGGAGAGAAAUGUACAAGAGGAGAACUCAGUGUUACCUCUGUUGAUGCCUUGGCAGUCGAAUCACCGUGA